Messenger RNA from Podospora pseudocomata, 1488 nucleotides. RefSeq lists its product as uncharacterized. Lineage: Eukaryota; Fungi; Ascomycota; Sordariomycetes; Sordariales; Podosporaceae. Gene Ontology annotation, molecular function: protein binding. The record is from RefSeq and is a predicted model, not a curated record. The transcript has 2 exons. The coding region runs from base 1 to 1488 and encodes 495 amino acids.
AUGGCCUCGGUCAUUCGAUGUGCCGGCAACUACUUUCUUGCGUUGAUCACUCAUAAUAGUACUGUGGUGGUGUGGCACAAAGAGACCUGCGAAGAGAUAUACAGGCUGCAUCACGGUGAAUGGGUUACCAUACUUGUCAUUGAUAAGCCUGGACGACUGGCGGCCACAGCCGGGAGGUACACUUUUCAGGUGUGGGAGCUAAUAACCGGCGAGCAGCUCUACAAGUUGCCGAAGAUUAGUCAAUCCCGGACCAUGAGCGUGGACUUUUCUCAGUCCGGAAGCAAACUUCUCAUCAGCUACGACGACUGCACCAUGUCUCUCUAUGACCUUGAAAGUGGCAGCGAAGAGACUUUAUUCGCCGAGCCCAACAUAACCCUGUGGGAUGAGCAGCAGUCUCAGAUGUUCCCCAGUCCUAAGUCACGGAUGUGCAUCCGCAAAGACGACAAAGACCUAGAGGUGGAUGGAGACGAGGUCUUCAACUCGCCUGAAGUGGUUCGGUGGUCACACGAUGGUUCAACUGUGUACAUUCUUUACCAGGACGCCACCAUUCUGGUAUGGGAUCUCAUAGAAGACGGGCAGUUCGAGCGCGGGGAUACUGGGGCCAGAGAGAUGGUUCUCAACAGCGACGGUACACUACUCGUCACGAGCGGUAACGGCGGUUCACUGCGUGUUUGGAGUCUCCCAACGUUUCACCUCAUCUACGAGCUGAACUCGGACGAGUUCGUUUGCGAUCUCAGCUUUAGUGCCGACAGUCAGCGGAUCUACGAUCUGCGUGGGUCAGGAUGCAAUGUCUGGGCACCUGAUAUUCUCAUCAGACCAGACGCUUUGGACCACAAGGAAACCGCAAGCAGCGUAGACGCUUCGUUUGUGUCCGAUGUAAUGUCGGAACCAGUGCUCGCACAGGAUCAGCAGGUCCAACGUGGACAUGUCACUGCACUGAUAUGUGAUGACCACGAUGAGUUCUUCUGUGUUGGACGAGAUGACGGAUUAGUCAACAUUCAUGACAUGACAGACGGAAAAGUAGUACGGAAGGCUUAUAAGCACUCAGCCACUGUCGACAUUGUGGUGCUGGAAUGGUCUGCCUCCCGCCGAUUCAUCGCCUCUGCUGACGACUCGGGGAAGGUCAUUGUGAAGAAGCUUAAGAUCAAGGACGAUGGGAAAUGGGCCGUUUUCCCCAUGUUUGACCUCCGCGUUGGGGAUGCUGUGAACCAACUGCUGUUAAACCAGACUGAGACUCACCUGCUCGUAAGCACCGAGUCGUCAGACCGUGUGUGGGACCUCAAGACAAAGAGCAAGGUUUGUCGGAGACGAUGGGAUUGCAAGGCUGGCCUCAAGUGGCUGAAUCAUCCCGAGGAUUCGGCUCGUCUGAUAUGGCUCAGCAACGAACAAAUCCGCAUCCACACGUGGGCUGGCUUAGCAAGUGAGGACGAGGAAGACGCCAUGGUCAGCACCACGGAAGAGUCCAUUGGAGAGAAGGAAGAGAUAUAA